AUGAAUAUUGCAUCGGGUUGUACGAUGGCACGAGAAACUGAAAAUGGUUAUCAUUACUGUCAAAUUCGUGAUUUAAUUUGUCCAACACAAAAAACACUGCCGGUAGAGGACAUGACAGUAGAAUGUUGUUGUGAGGGUAGCCAUUUGUGUAAUCAUGAUAUGAAUUCAUAUCGUGCCUUCUAUUCAUUACCUAUUUAUAUGAAGAGUCCAUUAUGUGCCCAAUGGUCAUCAUUUCGCUUUGUCUUCCUAUCAAGGGAGAAAAAAUAUUGUGCGGUACAUUAUGAUUUUGUACUUGGAAAAGUUGUCAACUUACAUAUGAAUGCCAACAUGUAUUUACCACGUAAAGAUGAUUAUAAUGCUUAUGAACAACUUGGCUGUCAAUUUAUUGAAGCAAAAAUACGUGUAAACAUACCAAUUCGUUGCAAAGAUGGAAUAUACAAACGAGAAGAUACUUUAAUAGGUAGACUUAUAUAUAUGUGCACUUGUUCCGGAGAAGCUUCACCAACAAGAAUGAGUGAAACAACUUGUGAUGUUAAAUUAGGAGAGGAAAUAGCGCAAAAAGCAAAAGCAGUUAGUGAAAAAUCAAAAUUACCUUCAUGUUAUCAUAUAAAUUUGAUAACGGAAACGGUAAAUUCCGCACCCACUGGCAUAAGCAAAUUUUUAAUGAACAAUAUCACAAAACCAUCAAGUAAUAAUUGA
This is a messenger RNA of Loa loa (African eye worm), 699 nucleotides long. RefSeq lists its product as hypothetical. The record is from RefSeq and is a predicted model, not a curated record. The coding region runs from base 1 to 699 and encodes 232 amino acids. NCBI's taxonomy places the organism in Eukaryota, Metazoa, Nematoda, Chromadorea, Rhabditida, Onchocercidae. The transcript is spliced from 4 exons.